Molecule: messenger RNA, 3336 nt
Organism: Ochotona curzoniae (black-lipped pika)
Lineage: Eukaryota; Metazoa; Chordata; Mammalia; Lagomorpha; Ochotonidae
Gene: PSD3
Product: pleckstrin and Sec7 domain containing 3
Exons: 17
Coding region: 246-3224 (992 amino acids)
Biological process (GO): regulation of ARF protein signal transduction
Molecular function (GO): phospholipid binding; protein binding; guanyl-nucleotide exchange factor activity
Source: RefSeq, a predicted model, not a curated record
GCGUUCGCUCGUUGUUCAUUCAUUGUAGGAAGUCCACUGGUUGCGAGGAUGACCUGCCUUUAGUAGCAAGGGCAGAGACAUUUGUUUGGGUUAACAAUGCAUCAGCACAUUCCCAGAGUGUUGCCAAGGCCAAAUAUGAAUUUUUAUUUGGCCGACCCGAAGAGAAAACUCCAGAUACCAGUGAUCGUGGAGGAAGCACUUUACUCCCACCGAAUGUCACAAAUGAAUUUCCGGAAUAUGGGACCAUGGAGGAAGGCGGUGAGGGCCUGAAGGCCUCCCUGGAUGCAGACUCUCUACCAUGCUGCCCCCGGGGCCAGCAGGGUGCCCAGCGACUUGCCGGCCCCCAUGCUGGGCCCGACAGUGUUACUGGACCAGAGGAUGUCAGAGUGACCUGUUCUCCAAGUCCCCUCAAGGAACAAAGUUUACAGCCCAUUGACUCUUUGAUUUCAGCUCUGAAAGCCACAGAAGCCAGAAUAGUUUCAGAAACAUUCCAGGCUACAAAGGUCCUGGACAGUGAUGCGGUUUCUAGCCCUUCCAUCCAGCAGGUGGAGAAGGAGCUGGACAGAGGCAGCCAUAAAGCUUCGAGAGCCUGCAAGCCCUUUCCUGCAGGCCAGGAAAGCACACAACAUAUACCUCUCCCAGCCGAAGAAGCAGCCGAGGAAAAUUUCUAUUUGGACAUCGAGAAAGACCUGGCUGCCCUGUUAACUGGAGAAACUCAGGCUGCGAUUUCCCUGACAAGCAACAGUAGGAGGAAGGGUGCUCUCUGUGCACAGGAGCCAGCUUGCUCUGCGCCCUGUUUGGGACCCACGGGGACCCACGGUUCUGGCCACAGUGGUGGUUUUUCAAAUGGACCAAAGUCUGAUAUCAGGAGAGAGCAUCCUGGGAGACGUGAUCAUGGGGGCUCCACAGGACGCCCAGACCGGACCAAACACGUGGAAUUUCAAGGCGUAGAGAUUCUGUGGACAGGGGAGGGGAGAGAGAGCAGGCACCCUAUUGAUUCAGAGACAUCCGUGGAAAGGAGAGCAUCUCUUGAAGGCAGAACGCUUGCCAAAGGGCCCAGCCGUCUCGCCCCGUCUGCUGCUCUGCGCAGCUCCACCGGCCUGAGUGAGCGUGACUGGAACGGAUCCUGGCGAACUCCUGCAGAGAGACCUGGCACCACGAGCUCGGGGACCUUCUCCCCCGUGCCUCUUGUAGAGAGUGAAGAGGAUGAAGUCUUCCUGAAGGAGAACAAGCACCCUCUGGAGAAGGCACCUGAACCUGAGAGAGACAAGGAAAGGAUCCUUGACCAAGAGGAGCACGCGGUCGGGGGAGACGAUGAUGUCCUUGGGCUUGGCUAUACAGAGGAUUCCACGGAUGUGUACAGCUCCCAGUUUGAAACCAUCCUGGACAACACUUCUCUGUACUACAGUGCAGAGUCCCUGGAGACCUUGUACUCGGAGCCCGAUAGCUACUUCAGCUUCGAAAUGCCCCUCACGCCGAUGAUACAGCAGCGCAUCAAAGAGGGCGGCCAGUUUUUGGAAAGGACCUCGGCAGGGGGACCCCAGGAUGUCCUGAGCGUCUCUGCGGAUGGCGGAAUCAUGAUGGGUCCUCCUGGCGGCUCAGCCGACGGACUGAGUGACAGCAGCGACUGUGGCUCGCUGGACGGCACCCCAGGGCUGGCUUUCUGGCGAAGACCUCAAAGGAAUGAGUGUACCCUCCAAGUGGAUGUCCCAGCCUGCAAUCCUGGGGUGAAAACAUGCCUGGAGACUCAUUCUAACAUGGGGAGCACUGAAAUCCUGGAAAAGGAGACCUCGGAAAGUGUCAGCAACGGUACCAGCAGCAACCUGGAAGCGGCCAAAAGGCUGGCCAAGCGCCUCUACCAGCUGGACAGAUUCAAAAGAUCGGACGUCGCAAAGCACCUCGGCAAGAAUAAUGAAUUUAGCCAGCUCGUCGCUGAGGAAUAUCUGAAGUUUUUUGACUUUACGGGAAUGACGCUGGACCAGUCCCUCAGGUAUUUCUUCAAGGCAUUUUCUCUUGUGGGAGAAACUCAAGAACGAGAGAGAGUUUUAGUACACUUCUCCAACAGAUAUUUUUAUUGUAAUCCGGAUACCAUUGCUUCCCAAGAUGGAGUCCACUGUCUAACCUGUGCGAUGAUGCUGCUUAACACGGAUCUCCAUGGCCACAAUAUUGGAAAAAAGAUGACCUGCCAAGAGUUCAUUGCCAAUCUCCAAGGAGUAAACGAGGGUGCUGAUUUCUCCAAGGAUCUGCUCAAAGCUCUGUACAAUUCAAUCAAGAACGAGAAGCUUGAAUGGGCCGUAGAUGAUGAAGAGAAAAAAAAGUCUCCCUCGGAAGGCAGUGAUGAGAAGGCUAAUGGAACGCACCCCAAAACCAUCAGCCGCAUUGGCAGCACCACCAACCCGUUUCUGGACAUUCCUCAUGACCCCAAUGCUUCUGUGUACAAGAGCGGGUUCUUGGCCCGGAAAAUCCACGCAGAUAUGGAUGGGAAGAAGACUCCAAGAGGAAAGCGAGGAUGGAAAACCUUUUAUGCUGUACUGAAGGGGACAGUUCUUUACCUUCAAAAGGAUGAAUAUAAGCCAGAGAAGGCCCUGUCUGAGGAGGACUUGAAAAACGCUGUCAGUGUGCACCAUGCACUGGCGUCCAAGGCCACAGACUAUGAGAAGAAGCCCAAUGUGUUUAAGCUUAAAACCGCUGACUGGAGGGUCUUGCUUUUUCAAACCCAGAGUCCGGAGGAAAUGCAGGGGUGGAUCAGCAAAAUUAAUUGUGUGGCAGCUGUAUUUUCUGCACCCCCAUUUCCAGCAGCCAUUGGCUCUCAGAAGAAGUUUAGCCGCCCGCUUCUGCCUGCCACUACCACAAAAUUGUCUCAGGAGGAGCAGCUGAAAUCCCAUGAAAGCAAGCUGAAGCAGAUUACCACCGAGCUGGCCGAGCACCGCUCCUACCCCCCUGACAAGAAGGUCAAAGCCAAGGAGGUAGAUGAGUACAAACUAAAAGACCACUACCUGGAGUUCGAGAAAACCCGGUAUGAGAUCUACGUCAGCAUCCUCAAAGAGGGAGGCAAGGAGCUGCUGUGCAAGAACGAAAGUGAGGCUGCGGCGCUGAAGAAGUCCCACUCGAGUCCUUCGCUGAACCCAGAGUCCUCCCCGAUCACGGCCAAAGUCAAGCGCAACGUGUCCGAGAGGAAGGAUCACCGGCCGGAGACAACCACCAUCAAGCAGAAAGUCACUUAGAAUUCGUCUGCGGCCAGGAAGUGCUGGUCAUGGAGCAACAUAGGGUUUUUCAAGAUCUUUCGGGUAAUCCAUGAAUAUAUUAAAAAAAAAAGUCUGUGACUAAAUGGUGCAU